Molecule: messenger RNA, 2037 nt
Organism: Saprolegnia parasitica CBS 223.65
Lineage: Eukaryota; Oomycota; Saprolegniomycetes; Saprolegniales; Saprolegniaceae
Exons: 2
Coding region: 1-2037 (678 amino acids)
Biological process (GO): maturation of SSU-rRNA from tricistronic rRNA transcript (SSU-rRNA, 5.8S rRNA, LSU-rRNA)
Cellular component (GO): 90S preribosome; nucleolus; nucleus
Molecular function (GO): protein binding
Source: RefSeq, a predicted model, not a curated record
AUGUCGUCCGGGCUCUCGGCGCAAUCGCUCAAUGGCGUCAAGGUCUACAACCUCAGUGCCGGCAAGACGCUGCCGCAGUGGCUGGCGCAGAAGACCAAGAAGGCGCUGAGCCGCGACGAGGACUACCGCCGCCGCCUCGAGCUCGUCCAGGACUUUACGUUCCCGACGGCGUCGCACUGCGUGACCAUGUCGCCCGACGGCAACUACAUCAUAGCCACGGCACGUACCCGCCGAUUGUCAAGGUCUACGACGUUCGCGACCUCACCAAGUGCUCAAGCUGUCUGCCUCUCGGAGGACUUUGGCAAGCUCGCGUUCCUUCAGAUGGACCGCUCGAUCGCGUUCCAUGCGCCGUACGGUACGCAUACCAACGUGCGCAUCCCCAAGUUUGGCCGCGACAUGGUCUACCACCGCGGCAACUGCGAUAUGUACGUUGGCGCGUCCGACGCUGAAAUCUACCGCGUCAACCUCGACCAAGGCCAGUUCCUCGGCGGCCUCCAGACCAACAUGCCGGCCGUCAACGUCGUCAAGCUCAACCCGGUCCACCAGCUCCUCGGCGCCGGCGGCGACAACGGCGUCGUCGAAAUGUGGGAUACGCGCAGCCAAGCGCGCGUGGGCUCGCUGAGCGUGUCGCCGGACGUGCCGAUUUCGGCGCUCAACUUUGACACGGACGGCCUCACGUUCGCGGUGGGCACGCACACUGGCGAAGUCCGGCUCUACGAUCUGCGGUCGUCGACGCCGCUCCUCACCAAGCAGCACCAGUACGAGCUGCCGAUCGUCGACGUGACGUUCCACGAAGGGCCGUCCAAGCAAGUGCUCUCGUCGGACGCCAAGUGCAUCAAGAUCUGGGACAAGACCGAUGGCAAGCUCUUUACGAACCUUGAGACGUCGGCCGAUAUCAACGACGUGUGUGUCGUGCGUGGCGGCGCGGGCAUGUCGGGCGUUCUCAUGGUCGCUGGCGAGCAGGAGCGCGUCAUGUCCUACUACAUUCCCGAGCUCGGGAUUGCGCCGAAAUGGUGCUCGUUCCUCGACAACCUCACGGAAGAGCUCGAAGAGGAAGCGUCGUCGACGGUGUACGACGACUACAAGUUUGUCACGCGGGCCGAGCUCUCGACCCUCGGCUUGGACCACAUGAUUGGCACGCCGUUGCUCAAGGCGUACAUGCACGGCUUCUUCAUGGACGCCCGACUGUACGCCAAGGUGUCGGCGGUCGCUGCGCCGCUCGCGUACGACGCAUGGCGCAAGGCCAAGGUCCAGGAAAAGGUCAAGGAGAAGCAGGCCAACCGAAUCACGAUCCAGCGCCGUCUCCCCAAGGUCAACCGCGCGCUCGCCGAGCAACUCGUGUCGGGCAAGAAAUCCAAGAAGCCCAAAAAGUCUGGCGACGACGACGACGAGCUCGACGUCGAGGCGCCCGAGCCCGACUUUGCCAACCCGCUCGGCGACGACCGCUUUGCAAAGAUGUUCACGUCGACCGACUUUCAGGUCGACGAAGAGUCCGAGACGUACCGCGCGAUGCACCCGAACGCGCACCUCACGAAGCGCAAGAAGGACGAAGACAUGGACAGCGACGACGACGGCGAAGAUGAAGACGAAGAGGAAGGCCGCUUCGACUUGGUUGACGAUGAAGUGGAAGGUCGCCCGAGCGACGCGUCGUCCUCGGAAGAAGAAGAGGACGAGGACGAAACACCCAAGGCCAAGAAGGCGCCGGCGCCCAAAAAGGCGUUGCCCAAGUUUUACGAGCUCGCCAAGGGCGAGUCGAUUCGCAACGUGGUCGGGCUCGGGUCGGCGGCCGACAAGGACGCGCAGCGCGAGCGGCGCAAGCUCACCAAGCUGCCGCUGGCCGAGCGCAUCAAGCUCGAAAAGGUCAAGGCCACCGAGCGCAGCGUCAUGAAGAACGUCCAGGGGGCCGGUAUGGUCCGUGAGAUGACGUACAUGCCGCACAGCAACCACACGCGCAAGGUCGAGAAACCCGAUGCGCGCAAGAAGCGUGGCGUUGGCGAACUCAAUCUCAAGGGUCCUCAAAAGCGCUUCCGGCGGUAA